Molecule: messenger RNA, 3702 nt
Organism: Echinops telfairi (small Madagascar hedgehog)
Lineage: Eukaryota; Metazoa; Chordata; Mammalia; Afrosoricida; Tenrecidae
Gene: PAQR8
Product: progestin and adipoQ receptor family member 8
Exons: 2
Coding region: 1511-2581 (356 amino acids)
Biological process (GO): response to steroid hormone
Cellular component (GO): plasma membrane
Molecular function (GO): nuclear steroid receptor activity; steroid binding
Source: RefSeq, a predicted model, not a curated record
UCCUGCUCCAUCUCCAUGAACCACUGUGGAUCAGACUGCUGUCAUCCACAGGGCUUCUAUUAGCUCAUUUUUAGAAGCUGCUCGCCAGGCCUUUCUUCCUAGCCCUACUCAGUCUGGAAGUCCCUCUGAAACCUGUUUGCAUCACAGCAAAACAAGCCUCCAUUGAUAGAUAGGUGGUAGCUGCACAUGAGGUGUAUUUGCUGGAAAUGAAAGCUGUGUCCCUUACAUGGAAGGCAAGAAUUCUACCACUAGACCAGUAGUUCCUCUUUUAGAGCUAUAAACAAACAAACAAAAACCAUGAUUACAGUCAACCCCCUGUGUUGUAGACGAUGAGUACCCCCACAGAGUUUUCCAAGUGGUGACCUUUCAGAAGCAGAUUGCCAGGCCUUUGCUCAGAGAAACCUCUGGGUAUCCUCAAACAAUCAACCUUUCUAUGAAUAGCCAAAUAUUUAGCCAUUCAUGCCACCCAGAACCUCCUUUUAGUGCCUUGUUGUGGUUGUGUGGCAUCACUUCAGUUCAGAUUUGACCUUUCAGACUCCAAACACUGCCAUUAAGCCAAUUCCGACUCAUAGCAACUCUUCAAGGACGAGUGGGACUGCUGCUUUGGUUUCUGAAGCUGUGACUCUCUAUGGGAGCAGAAUGCCUCAUCCUUUUCCUACACAGGGACUGGUGGAUUUGAACUGCUGAACUUGUGGUUAGCCCACUGUGCCACCAGCGCUCUUCCUUAAAGGCACCUAAUUAAUCUUAGUAAAGUUACCUGACUCACUAUAUCCUUGAGGACUUCUAACAAUUUUCAAAGUGCUUUUUAUAUACUUGUGAAAUAGAACCUUUGCAACAUCCUAGGAACCAUGAAACAGCAGGAGAAAUACGAGGCUUUCUACUCCUGUGACGAGUUACACGUUUUGAAACACACAGGGGCAGUUCUAUGCUGCCCUGUAGGGUCCCUAUGAGUCAGAAUCGAAUCAAUGGCAGUGCGUGUCAGCAGAAGGCAUAAAAGGGGAGUGUCAGACUGGUUUAGUGAUGACAGUUUGGGAGUGUAAGACAUUUGUUUAAGUUGUAAUGAGGCCCAAGUAGGGACGCAAACCCAGGACUUCUGAUUACUGCUACAGGGCUCUAUGCACCACAUCAUUGCCUCUUCUGAUUCAGUAGACUCUGUGAGAAGAAAGGGGACUACAGACAAAGUCUGUGUUGGCAUCAGCAUUAAAAAUAUAUAUACCAACCGUCAGCUACACAAGACCUCUGGUCUGCCCGAGAAGAACAAGCAAAUCUGUCUUGGAAGCAGUACAGGCAGAUGUUCCGUAACAGCAAGAAUGGUGAGAUGUCACCUUAUGUACUUUGGGCGUGGUCCCAGGAGAGCCCAUCUCUGGAAAAGGGCGUCCCGCUUGGUAAAGCAGAGGGCCAGGGAAAAGGAGGCAGACCUUCAACAAGAUGGAUGGACACAGUCGCUGCAACAGUGUGUUUGGGCACAACAGUUGCAGCACCCGCUCGCCGGUGACGUGACGGAGCCGCCAUGACGACCGCCAUCUUGGAGCGCCUGAGCACCCUGUCGGUGAGCGGGCAGCAGCUGCGCCGCCUACCCAAGAUCCUCGAGGACGGCCUUCCCAAGAUGCCUUGCACCGUGCCCGAGAGCGACGUGCCGCAGCUCUUCCGCGAGCCCUACAUCCGCUCCGGCUAUCGCCCCACGGGCCACGAGUGGCGCUACUACUUCCUCAGCCUCUUCCAGAAACACAACGAGGUGGUCAACGUGUGGACCCACCUGCUGGCCGCCCUGGCCGUCCUGCUGCGCUUCUGGGCCUUCGCCGAGGCCGACGCCCUGCCCGUGGCCUGGGCCUCGCCGCACGCCCUGCCGCUGCUCCUCUACGUCCUGUCCUCCAUCACGUACCUCACCUGCAGCCUGCUGGCCCACCUGCUGCAGUCCAAGUCGGAGCUCUCCCACUACACCUUCUACUUCGCCGACUACGUGGGCGUGUGCGUGUACCAGUACGGCAGCGCCUUGGCGCACUUCUUCUACAGCGCCGACCAGGCGUGGUACGAGCGCUUCUGGCUCUUCUUCCUGCCGGCCGCUGCCUUCUGCGGCUGGUUGUCCUGCGCGGGCUGUUGCUAUGCCAAGUACCGCUACCGGAGGCCUUACCCCGUCAUGCGGAAGAUCUGUCAAGUGGUACCGGCCGGGCUGGCCUUCGUCCUAGACAUCAGCCCCGUGGCACAUCGCGUGGCCCUGUGCCACCUGGCAGGCUGCCAGGAGCAGGCGGCCUGGUACCACACCCUCCAGAUUGUCUUCUUCCUGGUCAGCGCUUACUUCUUCUCCUGCCCCGUGCCCGAGAAGUACUUCCCGGGCUCCUGUGACAUCGUGGGCCACGGGCAUCAGAUCUUCCACGCCUUUCUGUCCAUCUGCACGCUCUCCCAGCUGGAGGCCAUUCUCCUGGACUUCCAGGGCCGCCAGGAGAUCUUCCUGCAACGCCACAGCCCCCUGUCCAUCUACACGGCCUGCCUCUCCUUCUUUUUCUUGACUGCCUGCAGCGGCGCCACCGCCGCCUUCUUGAGGCACAAAGUCAAGGCCAGGCUGACCAAGAAAGAUUCCUGAGGCCCGAAGCUGGAGUGGUGUGUGGAGGUGGCCGCUUGUGAUGAGGGGGAAAUGGUGCAACACUAGGGGCUGGUGUUUUCUUCUAAAGGAUGGGCUUUUCAACGAAUGAUACAUAUUCCCAAGGUUGUACUAUGACUGCAGCACUAGAACGUUCUAGGAUUAAAGAGUUUUGCUGCUGCUGCUGCUUAUGAUAACAGGAGUAUUGUCUCCCCCUGGGUCAGAGCCUUACAAAGGGCUAAGAAUCACGGGAGGCUGAAUGAAGGCGAACAAUCUUCGCGCCUCAAAGUUUGGGACAAUUCGUGACCUCCAGGGGCAUGUCUAGAGCAAAAGGGAGAAUAAAGGAAUGAAGGAAGUAGGUGGCUGGUCCAUGCCCCAUUGGAAUGGCCAUCCUAUGUUGGCUUGGUAACUGAAUAGCUUCUAAGGUCCCAAUUUCAUUUGGAUUUAAGAUUGUCUAAGGUAACACAAUCGGAAUCUUCAAGAUACUUCCGUGAAAACCUUAGACACCGUCAAGUGCUCAGUUCAUCUGAUUUCUGGCCCCUCCUCUCUCCAUUGUAACAACUGACCCUUUUCUCAGGAUGACCGCCUAUCUGAUGGGCUGAAGUGAUUUCCCUGAAGUGCCGUCCAUCUCCCACUCCCAGCUGCACCUUCCAUGGUAACAGAACGGACGAAGAGCAGCCACACUUCCAGGCAAUGCUUGGAUCCAUCUGGAUAUUCAGGAAACUUGUUCUCAGAAAGACUAAUAAUAUAAACGGUACUAGUAAGCCGAGUGCCAAGAGCCACCAGAAGGCCCAGCCAACAAGCUCAGAUAACUGCAGUGUCGUGGGACCCUUCUGUUUUAUACCUGUGGCGUGCAGGAUUACAGGGGAGCUGUGGGGUCUACCUAUAGUGUCAAUUGGUUCUAAGGGUUCCUUUCAAACCAGUUGUCAACCACCCAAUUCUGACUCACGAUGAGGGUUCUUAUUCAAGAGGAACCCCAAAUCCAUUCUCCUAACCAGAUGCUAUCCCAUGACACGCACACAGCUCCCCCCAUCAGGGUCCUCAGGGUGGCACUCUGCUUCAGCUUAGAGCAGUGGUUCUCAAUCUUCCUAAUGCCAUGACCCUUUAUAAUACAGUUCCUCAUG